GGAAGGCAAAAUAUUGUUUACUGACUUGAUAUAAACUUAAUUAAAUGAUAAGUUUAAUACUUUCUAAAAAAUUUAUGUUGAAUUAGAUAUUUAUAAUAUUGUUUCAAUUAAAGCUUAAUCAUGUUUUACCACAUUUCGUUAGAACAUGAGAUUUUGUUACAUCCCCGAUACUUCGGUCCCCAAUUACUCGAUACUGUAAAGCAAAAGCUCUAUACAGAGGUGGAAGGUACUUGUACAGGAAAAUAUGGCUUUGUUGUAGCUGUCACAACAAUUGAUAAUAUAGGAGCUGGUAUUAUACAACCAGGACAAGGUUUUGUAGUAUAUCCAGUCAAGUAUAAAGCGAUUGUAUUUAGGCCAUUCAAGGGUGAAGUGCUAGAUGCGAUCGUGACUCAAGUGAAUAAGGUUGGAAUGUUUGCUGAAAUAGGCCCACUUUCAUGCUUUAUAUCUCAUCACUCAAUCCCAGAGGAUAUGCAGUUUUGUCCGAAUGUGAAUCCAGCCUGUUACAAAUCGAAAGAAGAAGAUGUAGUUAUUCAGGCAGAUGACGAAAUUAGAUUGAAAAUUGUAGGCACAAGAGUUGAUGCCACGGGAAUUUUUGCUAUUGGCACAUUAAUGGACGAUUACUUAGGUAACAGGAUAUUUAACAUUAUUGUUUUGCAAAGCAUUUAAAUGAUACAUUUAUAUCUAAUUUAUUUUUUCCUUUUUCAGGCCUCGUAUGCAACUAGCAUGGCUACAAUCUAUGUCUUGUUUAAAAAUAUUUAUUAGUUUAUCUGAAUGUUUUAUAUUCUGAAAACAAUACAAGUAUCUCAAAAUACCUUCCUAUUUUUUUAUAAGCAGUGUAAAAUCGAUGUAAUCAAUCCGACAAAAAGAUAUGAAAAUGUAUAUAAAAUCAU
Messenger RNA from Mycetomoellerius zeteki, 890 nucleotides. It is a transcript of the gene Rpb7, whose product is annotated as DNA-directed RNA polymerase II subunit RPB7. The coding region runs from base 121 to 666 and encodes 181 amino acids. Gene Ontology annotation, molecular function: translation initiation factor binding; single-stranded DNA binding; single-stranded RNA binding. Gene Ontology annotation, biological process: nuclear-transcribed mRNA catabolic process; positive regulation of translational initiation; DNA-templated transcription. The transcript has 7 exons. The record is from RefSeq and is a predicted model, not a curated record. Lineage: Eukaryota; Metazoa; Arthropoda; Insecta; Hymenoptera; Formicidae. Gene Ontology annotation, cellular component: P-body; RNA polymerase II, core complex.